Messenger RNA from Cinclus cinclus, 357 nucleotides. It is a transcript of the gene KCNE3, whose product is annotated as potassium voltage-gated channel subfamily E regulatory subunit 3. Gene Ontology annotation, molecular function: delayed rectifier potassium channel activity; potassium channel regulator activity; transmembrane transporter binding. The record is from RefSeq and is a predicted model, not a curated record. NCBI's taxonomy places the organism in Eukaryota, Metazoa, Chordata, Aves, Passeriformes, Cinclidae. Bases 1 to 312 code for a protein of 103 amino acids. Gene Ontology annotation, biological process: negative regulation of delayed rectifier potassium channel activity; potassium ion export across plasma membrane; regulation of heart rate by cardiac conduction. The transcript has a single exon. Gene Ontology annotation, cellular component: membrane.
AUGGACGAGAACAACCGGACGGAGACGUGGCACCAAAGCCUGCAGGCAGUUCUGAACGCCUUAAACCAGACCCUGCACAGGGCCAUCCCCUGCCCCAGCCAGGCCCCGGCCAGCAUGGUGGGGGCCACGCGCGGUGGCCGUGCCGGCCACGCCGGCCGCAAUGACAACGCCUACAUGUACAUCCUGUUCGUCAUGACGCUCUUCGCCGCCACCGUGGGCAGCCUCAUCCUGGGCUACACCCGCUCCCGCAAGGUGGACAAGCGCAGCGACCCCUACCACGUCUACAUCAAGAACAGGGUCUCCAUGAUCUGAGCCUGGCCCGCGCCUUGUCCCCGCGGAGCCGCUGGGCUUGGGGCC